Solanum dulcamara is the source of this 564-nucleotide messenger RNA. RefSeq lists its product as uncharacterized. The record is from RefSeq and is a predicted model, not a curated record. Bases 1 to 564 code for a protein of 187 amino acids. NCBI's taxonomy places the organism in Eukaryota, Viridiplantae, Streptophyta, Magnoliopsida, Solanales, Solanaceae. The transcript has a single exon.
AUGCCAUCAAGUUCACCAAUUAUCAAAGUUUGCCCUAUUUAUGGUUGCCGACCUAGAGCUCGUCUAAACAAGUUCAUUGUAGGCAUGUCAGAUUUGGUAUCCAAGGAGUGUAAAAUGGCUAUGUUGAUUAGGGAAAUGAAUAUCUCUAGAUUCUUGACCCAUGCAGAGCAAAUAGAGGAUGAGAAGCUAAGGGAAAAAACUAGAGAGUCUAAAAAGGCAAGGACUGAUGGUGGUGAUUCCUCUCAUGCUAGGUCCAUCAAUGGUGGGCGUUCUAAAUUUUUCCAAAGGUAUUCCGGGAAAGCUUCUUCAAAUGCUUUGAAUCCAAGGUUUAACAAAGAUAGAAUACCCAACCCUAAGCCUCAAGGAGGAGUUCCAUAUGGACAAGUUAUCCCCGCAUACAAGAAGUGCAGGAAGAAUCACAAAGAAGAGUGUUUAGUGGGAUUAAAUGUGUGCCAUAGAUGCGACAAGAUGGACCAUCAUGCUAGGGAGUGCAGAGGUAAAAAAGGUCAUCCUCAAGGACAAAUUGCUCAUAAAGGAAAAGUGCAACAAGGUGCCCAAGCUUAA